Purpureocillium lilacinum is the source of this 1263-nucleotide messenger RNA. RefSeq lists its product as uncharacterized. Gene Ontology annotation, cellular component: nucleus. Gene Ontology annotation, molecular function: DNA-binding transcription factor activity; transcription cis-regulatory region binding. Lineage: Eukaryota; Fungi; Ascomycota; Sordariomycetes; Hypocreales; Ophiocordycipitaceae. The record is from RefSeq and is a predicted model, not a curated record. Gene Ontology annotation, biological process: positive regulation of transcription by RNA polymerase II.
AUGCCGCGUGUGUACAACAAAGAAGGCGAUGAGGUCCGCCCGGUGUGCGGCCUGUGCAGCAGCAAGGGUCUGUUCUGCACCCGCUCCGAGAAGCCCGUCACCUUCAUCCAGCACGGCCUAUCCAAGCGCAAACACGCCGACCCGGAGCCGGCCAUCGCCGUCGCGUCAAGCCCCCACGAUGCGCUGGCCCAGGCCGACGUCGCGGGCGCCUUCCACCACUACAUAUCUGCCAUCGCCGCCUGGUACGACCUCGGCGACCCGUCGCGCCAGUUCGCCACCGUCGUCCCGAGGCUGGCGCUGGACGAGCCGCUCCUGUUCAGCGGGGCGGUGGCCGUCGCGGCGAUGCACCUCGGCAAGACGACGACUGGGGCGAAGGCGACCCUGGCCAUUGCGAGGGUGUAUCACGCCGAGUGCGUGGGCAGGCUGAUUGCCUUGGGGGAGGGGAGCGCGCUGCUGGAGAAUGGGGUUGCGCUUGCGACGGUUUGUCUGCUGCGGUCUUAUGAGAUUCUUGAUGAGGACGUCGACCCGAACCGGCAUUUGCAGGGCGCGUACUCGCUGGCCUCGCGCCGCGGAUUGCUCAACGACAUGUCCAGCCAGCUCUUCACGGCAGGCUUCUGGAACUAUCUCCGCGAAGACAUUACGUUUAGCCUGUUCGAGGGCUGCCCUCUCAAGAUGGACCUGAGCGAGGUCGUCGUCCCGUCACAUGCCCUCCCACCAGGCCAUCUCCACACCGCGUCGCUUAUUCUCGGGCGGUUGAUCAACGCUGCAUUCGAGCGGCCGGUCGAGGACGAAGAAUGGAUGGAGCUGAUGAAUGCCACGACAGCGUGGUACCAAAGCCUGUCCGCAGCGCAGAAGCCGUUUGGUCGGAUAGAGGGCGCUGCUGGAGAAUUGGCCAAGGUGUGGUUCCUGGAGGACUCACACGCGUCUGCGAUGCACUACUUUUUGACCAUUUGCUGUAUCCUCGCGAUAUCUGCGUUACCGGAACGGCUCACCCAUCUCCCGCCUCUGCACAGCGGGGUCAGUAUUUCCGGUCAGAGUAGGGAAGACUUGCUCGAUGGCUAUGCCUCAGAGAUUUGCGCCAUUGCCUUUACGACGCGCAUCCCGUCGGUGCUCGUGAAUGCCUUUGGGCCGAUAUCUUACAGCGCCAAAUACAUUCGGAAUGAAGCUGUACGGCAGGGCGUCCUGGGCAACUUGACGGGUUGCAGCGUGGACGACGACGGGAGGAUGAUAUCCUCUGUUGCUGCCCGCCCGCUGUCCCUCUAG